Messenger RNA from Vitis vinifera (wine grape), 1001 nucleotides. RefSeq lists its product as uncharacterized. The coding region runs from base 476 to 826 and encodes 116 amino acids. The transcript has a single exon. NCBI's taxonomy places the organism in Eukaryota, Viridiplantae, Streptophyta, Magnoliopsida, Vitales, Vitaceae. The record is from RefSeq and is a predicted model, not a curated record.
AAUUGGGUAAUCGAUGGUUUAGGCAAUCUUGAACAUCAUUAUACUUCUACAUAAAUUCUUACUUUAUCAACUUUUUUUUUUUUUCUCUCUCUAAUUUUGUAAGUAUUUCGAGAGUUCAUGGUGAUACAGACAGCAUCAGAUUCCAAAUAGUUAAUGCAGCCAGCAUCAAGUAGAAAUUUUUGUUAAUGGAGAAUAGUGGUGUCCUUUUCCACUACCUUAGUGUCAUCCAUCCAUUAUAGUAGUUAGAACUUCAUGAAUAAGCUGCCUACUCCUGAUCUCCCUAAAGAAUAUAAUCUUUUUUUCUAGAAAGAUUCUCAGCUGGGGAAGUUUGUCUAUGGAGAGUUUGCCCUUAAUGUGAACCAUACCAUUCUCACCAGAAAACUGGAAUUUUGAAAUGAAUUUUUUUUUGAUGCCCUGGUAGAAUAAAGUCCCACAAUUUAAAAUGGGUGGUUUGUGAUAAGAGGUACUUUCCUGAAUGGAUCAAGGAGCUACAUACAGGAGUGCUAGGUUUUCUUCAUAUGAGAGGCUGGGGGCUAUAGGCUUGGCUCUGCUUGCUGUGGUUUCUCCUCUCUACAUUGAUCGCAGACCCGUGCUUGAUCCUGAACUUGAUGUGCAGCCUAUCAGCCUUGUUUCCUGGCUGCCUCUACUGCUCAUGGUCUUGAUAUUUGCCAUCACUUUGUCUCAGUAUUUGGACCGGCGCUUCUCCAGGUUUGAUCCUUACUGGAUUCACAGGGUUGGAGGUUCGUCUGUUGGGAUUAUUGUUAUUCUCAUGGUUCUUGCAUUGGUUUUGAAGUGUAAAGCUUCUAUAAAUAACCAGGAUGUUUGAAGGAUACCUGGGAGUUCUUUAUCUGGUUGGUUUUUAGUCUUGAAAUAUUUUAUUUUCUGCUUUGCUAGAAAGGAAAAAUAAGUGAAUUCUAGUGCGGUCUCUGUUCCUCAAGGUGAAUGAAUAUGAUCUGAUAAGCCUUUGAGCCCAAAUAAAUCCCCUUCUCCUUACUGAACCA